Messenger RNA from Dictyostelium purpureum, 822 nucleotides. RefSeq lists its product as uncharacterized. The coding region runs from base 1 to 822 and encodes 273 amino acids. The transcript has a single exon. Gene Ontology annotation, molecular function: diphthine synthase activity. Gene Ontology annotation, biological process: protein histidyl modification to diphthamide. The record is from RefSeq and is a predicted model, not a curated record. NCBI's taxonomy places the organism in Eukaryota, Evosea, Eumycetozoa, Dictyosteliales, Dictyosteliaceae.
AUGGUAUUAUAUGUUAUAGGUUUAGGUUUAGGUGAUGAAAAAGAUGUUACAAUUAAAGGCUACGAAGCAAUUAAAAAGAGUAAUAAAGUUUAUUUAGAAGCCUAUACAUCUUUAUUAGGUGGAUCAACAUCAACAGAAAGUUUAGAAAAGUUUUACGAAAAGAAAAUUAUAAUUGCAGAUAGAGAAAUGGUAGAAUCAGGAUGUGAAGAAAUGAUCGAAGAAUCACGUGAACAAGAUAUUUCAUUUUUAGUUGUUGGUGAUCCAUUUGGUGCAACUACCCACACAGAUUUAGUUAUUCGUGCUAAAGAAAAGGGUGUACCAACUAAAGUUAUUCAUAAUGCAUCUAUUAUGAAUGCUAUUGGCUGCUGUGGUCUUCAACUUUACUCUUAUGGUCAAACUAUUUCAAUGGUUUUCUUCACUGACUCUUACAAACCAGACAGUUUUUAUGACCGUGUUAAAAUAAAUAUGCAAAGUGGUAUGCACACAUUAUGUUUAUUAGAUAUCAAAGUUAAAGAACAAUCAAUCGAAAAUAUGUUACGUGGAAGAAAAAUUUAUGAACCACCAAGAUUCAUGACUGUAAAUCAAUGUAUCGAACAACUUUUAGAAAUUGAAGAUAUCCGUAAAGAGGGUAUUUAUUCAAAAGAUAGUUUUGGUAUUGGUUUAUCUCGUGUUGGCCAAGACGAUCAACAAAUCAUUUCAGGUACCUUUGAAGAAUUAAAAGAUGUUGAUUUUGGUGAACCACUUCACUCAUUCAUCAUCUGUGGUGAUAUGCAUUUCAUCGAAAAAGAAUAUUUCGAAACUUUUAGAAUAAAGAAAAAUUAA